Molecule: messenger RNA, 2069 nt
Organism: Euleptes europaea (tarantolino)
Lineage: Eukaryota; Metazoa; Chordata; Lepidosauria; Squamata; Sphaerodactylidae
Gene: HOMER1
Product: homer scaffold protein 1
Exons: 8
Coding region: 16-1185 (389 amino acids)
Biological process (GO): G protein-coupled glutamate receptor signaling pathway; regulation of store-operated calcium entry
Cellular component (GO): plasma membrane; dendrite; postsynaptic density
Molecular function (GO): G protein-coupled glutamate receptor binding
Source: RefSeq, a predicted model, not a curated record
GCAAAUAUAUUCCUCAUGCAAAGUCAAGACCGUAGGACACAAUGGGUGGAAUAUCCAAAUGACUUAUGUACAACCAUAUUGCGUCCAAAUCAGAUUCACCACUUUUACUUUUUGCCCUUCAGGGAGCAACCCAUCUACAGCACCCGAGCUCAUGUCUUCCAGAUCGAUCCUAAUACAAAGAAGAACUGGGUUCCCACCAGCAAGCAUGCUGUUACUGUAUCCUACUUCUAUGACAGCACAAGAAAUGUCUAUAGGAUAAUCAGUUUGGAUGGCUCAAAGGCAAUAAUAAAUAGUACCAUCACGCCCAACAUGACAUUCACGAAAACAUCACAGAAGUUUGGCCAGUGGGCAGAUAGCAGAGCAAAUACCGUGUAUGGCUUGGGAUUUUCCUCUGAACAUCAUCUUUCGAAAUUUGCAGAAAAAUUUCAGGAAUUUAAAGAAGCCGCAAGACUAGCUAAGGAGAAAUCCCAAGAAAAGAUGGAAUUAACAAGUACACCUUCACAGGAAUCUGCAGGAGGUGAUAUUCAAUCCCCUCUUACGCCUGAGAGCAUUAAUGGGACAGAUGAUGAAAGAACAACUCCAGAAGUGACCCAAAACUCAGAACCAAGGGCUGAACCCACCCAGAAUGCUUUGCCAUUUGCACAUAGUUCAGCAAUCAGCAAGCACUGGGAGGCAGAACUCGCUACACUCAAGGGUAACAAUGCCAAGCUUACAGCAGCUCUGCUCGAGUCCACUGCCAAUGUGAAACAAUGGAAACAACAGCUUGCGGCAUAUCAGGAGGAAGCAGAACGUCUACAUAAGCGGGUGACUGAGCUGGAGUGUGUUAGUAGUCAAGCAAAUGCAGUCCACACUCAUAAAACAGAACUAAACCAGACAAUACAAGAAUUAGAAGCAACAUUGAAGAAAAAGGAGGAGGAAAUAGAAACAUUGAGACAAGAAAUUAAUAAUGCCCGAGAGCUUCAGGCACAGAGAGACUCCUUAACUCAGAAGCUACAAGAAGUGGAAAUUCGGAACAAAGACCUAGAAGGACAGCUCUCUGAUCUUGAACAACGUCUGGAAAAAAGUCAGAAUGAACAAGAAGCUUUUCGCAAUAACUUGAAAACACUUUUAGAAAUUCUCGAUGGCAAAAUCUUUGAACUAUCAGAACUGCGAGAUAGCCUGGCCAAGCUAAUAGAAUGCAGCUAAAGGAAAUGGAAUCUCAGUGCCAAACAUCUUAAAGAUGCACUGUCUCUCUUCAUAGGACUUUGUUGGGCUCUGCAUCAAAGUUGCACAAAAUUAGGAAAAAAAGUGCUCCCCCAGGAGGGCCUAUUUUAAAUUUUCAGCAGCAUAUUUCAGUGUAAAAUUUUAGAAUCCAGCUUGUAGGUAGUUGAAAAAAAUAAAAUAACUUGAAUUACAAAUUACCUCCUUGUAUAUAAUUGGCCAUAGAUAACUCGAAAGAUAUUAACAGUAACUGAAUGCAAUCCUUUUCUAAUUAUUAGUCAGUGAAAGAAUGAGAAGUGCCCCAGGUGACGUCCCUUUUAGCGUUAGACACAAUGUUGACGAUCUGCUUUUUCCCCUCCUUUUCCUUUUCCUUUUUGUUAAGGUACCUAAUUGCUGUGUUUUGUGCAAGAACUUUGUGAUGACAGCCCUUGUCUUUUGUUGUAAUCUUAAUAAUUUCUCAGGAUAUUUUGCACUGUUGAGAAACAGUGCAUUACCAAUUAAUUCUUGCCAGGAGUGAGAGAGAGUUGCAUCUUUAAUUCAACCUAAUGAAUAACUGCUUGUAUAGAGUUCUUCCCUUUUUUAUACUGGAAGAUACUGUAUUUAUUUACAAUGUUCACUCUGGUGUUCUAUAAUAUUGUCCAGUGUAUGGUUUACUUUUCCCUAUUUUAUGUCCAUGUAUGUAGAAGUUCUGUAUCCCAUUUUGUCAUACAUUUUGAAGCCAAUCAAUGAAGACAGGUGAGUCCCUCCAUGUAUUUUAAAAUUUGGUAUAUACAGAUAAGGAUCAAACUAGUCUUAUUAAAUAUCACACAGGUUUAAUGUUAAUUGUUACUUACAAUAUUUUACUGUUUUUUUAAGCAGGAAAUCUCAUU